This is a messenger RNA of Ceratina calcarata, 916 nucleotides long. RefSeq names its product proteasome beta1 subunit (gene Prosbeta1). NCBI's taxonomy places the organism in Eukaryota, Metazoa, Arthropoda, Insecta, Hymenoptera, Apidae. Gene Ontology annotation, cellular component: proteasome core complex; cytoplasm. Gene Ontology annotation, molecular function: threonine-type endopeptidase activity. The coding region runs from base 125 to 823 and encodes 232 amino acids. The transcript has 5 exons. The record is from RefSeq and is a predicted model, not a curated record.
CCUAUGCUGAUACGUAGUCGCAAGCAAUUAGUAGCUUCAAGCGCACUGGCUUCAAGCGCUUUAAGGCUUCAAGCUGAAGAGUGAAACAAGCGGUGUUCAGAAGAACCUGUUGAAAUUUAAAAAAAUGGCAUACAUGAUGGAUAAUUUGGUUCAACCUAACGUAGGUUUAGUUGACAACAAUUUAGUUCCGGAUUGGAUUUCUUCGGAACAAAGUACAGGAACGUCAAUCAUGGCGUGUGAAUUCGAUGGGGGAGUAGUGAUUGGAGCAGAUUCUAGAGCAACCACAGGGGCAUAUAUCUCCAACCGUUUCGCCGAUAAGCUGACCAAAGUUACAGAUUACAUCUACUGUUGUCGCUCUGGCUCUGCAGCAGAUACUCAAGCUAUUACUGAUAUAGUUUCAUACCAUUUGAGUUUACAUAAGGUGGAAUUAGGGAUGGAACCCUUAGUUGAAACAGCAGCGAAUGUUUUCCGUGAAUUAUGUUACAACUACAGAGAUUCUUUAAUGGCAGGAAUUUUGGUGGCAGGGUGGGACAGUCGUAAAGGUGGACAAGUUUAUAGUAUUCCACUAGGUGGUAUGUGCGUACGACAACCAAUUUCCAUUGGAGGCUCUGGUUCAACUUAUGUUUACGGUUACAUGGAUUCCCAGUAUAAACCAAAUAUGACCAAGGAUGAAUGUCUCAAAUUAGUUGAAUCCACACUGGCCUUAGCAAUGUCUCGUGAUGGUAGCAGCGGUGGUGUUAUCCGAACUGGAGUUAUUACAGAGAAAGGAGUGGAGAGGAACGUUAUAUUAGGCAAUGAUUUGCCACGCUUCUAUGAAGGGUAAAAACUAGAAUCGAAGGGAAUUAUUCUGUAUUUUUUAAAAUCUUGUAUCAAUUACAUUUUGUUUCUUAAUUAAAUUAAAAAAUAUAUGCUGAAA